AAGGAAGCGGAAGCCCGGAUUUCCGGCUGGCUAGAGCGUGAAAGUGCGGGUUCUUCGCUUCCGGGUGGGCGUGCGGGGUGAGCGAGCUGCUGGCCGGCGGCGGGGCCGGGACGGGGCUAUGGAGAAGCUGCGGCGCGUCCUGAGCGGCCAGGACGACGAGGAGCAAGGCCUGACGGCGCAGGUCCUGGACGCCUCAUCCCUUAGUUUCAACACCAGAUUGAAGUGGUUCAUCAUAUGCUUUGUUGCUGGUGUUUUCUGUUCAAUCCUUGGAACUGGUUUGCUGUGGCUUCCCAAUGGCAUAAAACUUUUUGCAGUAUUUUACACCCUUGGAAACCUUGCGGCACUGGCCAGUACUUGCUUUUUAAUGGGACCUGUGAAGCAACUGAAGAAAAUGUUUGAAACAACAAGAUUGCUUGCCACAGUUAUUAUGCUUUUGUGCUUCGUGUUUACCCUGUGUGCUGCUCUGUGGUGGCGGAAGAAGGGGCUGGCCUUACUCUUCUGCAUAUUGCAGUUCCUGUCGAUGACCUGGUACAGUCUGUCCUACAUCCCAUAUGCAAGAGAUGCAGUGCUCAAGUGCUGCUCAUCGCUCUUCAGCUGAAAGUUUCGUCUGCUCAGGAGAGGUGCUUGGGAUGGCGUAGAUAUGUUGUGCUGUACAGCGAUCACUCCAGAGACAGUGGCGGCCUCAAACGAGGCCAUGUACCAGUGAUUUGCACUUGCUUAGCCCUCCGUUCCCUGAGAUAAGGAGACCAGAAUCAUCGCCACUUGUAAAUAAUUUCUACUCAGUUUUUAAUCUUUACAGCUUCUGACAUGUGAAUAUUUAAGGUGUAAACCUGUGUUGUAAGAUAUAUCCAGCUCAUUUGGCUUUUUAAAUGGUCUACUAUUUUUAAAAGAUUUUUAACUUUAAAAAUGUGAAACUUUAUAUAUACUUUAAGCUUAAAAUUACUUACAACAUGUAAUACAAAGUAAUAUAUGUAUCUACAGUUUUGAAAUAAACCUGCUCCUGGAAAUGUG
Molecule: messenger RNA, 1011 nt
Organism: Cricetulus griseus (Chinese hamster)
Lineage: Eukaryota; Metazoa; Chordata; Mammalia; Rodentia; Cricetidae
Source: RefSeq, a predicted model, not a curated record